AUGAAACAAUAUGCAAUUAAUGAUUGUGCUGCAGUUGUUGACUUAUUUUUUCACAUGUAUCGAGAAAAAGUAGACGAUCAUUACAUAUUGGAAACACCAACAACAACAUCAACAAAUAUUAUAAUGAAUUUGGAACAUGAAUUAUCGGACAAUAGUGAAGAUGAAUUAAUUCAAUAUCUCAAACCAAAGUUCGAUAAACGUGAAACAACACUAUAUCCAUCAGAUGAUGAAAAGAACAUCUUAGCAACACAACCAACAGAAGAAGAAAUGUGUGAAUUUAACAUGAACGAAGCUCAACAGGUAUAA
Molecule: messenger RNA, 306 nt
Organism: Rotaria sp. Silwood1
Lineage: Eukaryota; Metazoa; Rotifera; Eurotatoria; Philodinida; Philodinidae
Source: the annotation of a GenBank genome assembly